Messenger RNA from Drosophila ficusphila, 1180 nucleotides. RefSeq names its product skin secretory protein xP2. The coding region runs from base 103 to 993 and encodes 296 amino acids. The transcript has 2 exons. The record is from RefSeq and is a predicted model, not a curated record. Gene Ontology annotation, cellular component: RNA polymerase II transcription regulator complex. Gene Ontology annotation, molecular function: transcription coactivator activity. NCBI's taxonomy places the organism in Eukaryota, Metazoa, Arthropoda, Insecta, Diptera, Drosophilidae. Gene Ontology annotation, biological process: positive regulation of transcription by RNA polymerase II.
GACCCAUCUGCAGUGGGUCAUCAUUCAGCUUGAGCGUCUUGCGACCAGAGCUUCCCAGCAGAUCCAACGAACUUUAGGAGCCACUCCAACAAAUCAACAACAAUGAAACUCUUCGUCUUCGCUGUGUGCGCCAUCGCCGUGGCCUCCGCCGAUGUGUCCCACCUCAACCUGGGCAGCGGCUACAACUACAACAAGCCCACGCCGACCUUCAACAUCCCCUCGGCCCCCGCUCCGGCCUACCUGCCCCCCGCCCAGGAGGUGAUCUCCGCGCCCGCUCCCGCUCCAGUCUACUCCGCCCCGGCUCCGGCUCCCGUCUACUCCGCCCCGGCUCCGGCUCCAGUCUACUCCGCUCCUGCCCCCGCCCCAGUCUACUCUGCGCCGGCACCCGCCCCCAUUCCGGAGUACCUGCCCCCCGUCCAGGACAUCCCCGCCCCGGCUCCGGCUCCGGUCUACUCCGCUCCAGCUCCCGCUCCAGUCUACUCCGCUCCAGCUCCCGCUCCAGUCUACUCCGCUCCAGCUCCCGCUCCAGUCUACUCCGCCCCUGCUCCUGUUCCCGAGUACCUGCCCCCCGUCCAGGACAUCCCAGCUCCAGCUCCAGCUCCAGUCUACUCCGCCCCUGCUCCGGCUCCAGUGUACUCCGCCCCAGCACCCGCUCCCGUUUACUCUGCCCCAGCUCCUGCUCCCGCUCCUGAGUACCUGCCCCCUGUCCAGGACAUCCCAGCUCCUGCUCCAGUCUACUCUGCUCCUGCUCCCGCUCCAGUCUACUCCGCCCCUGCUCCCGCUCCAGUCUACUCCGCUCCAGCUCCUGCUCCUGAGUACCUGCCUCCUGUCCAGGACAUCCCAGCUCCAGCUCCCGCUCCAGUCUACUCGGCGCCCGCUCCCGCGCCAGUCUACUCUGCUCCUGCCCCCGCUCCAGUGUACUCAGCCCCAGCUCCAGCUCCCGUCGAGUCGGGCUACCAGUACAACGUGCCCGCCAAGCGGUUCCGCUUCUAGGCGGCAGGCGACAGGUGGCAAAUGGCAGGCAACAGGUGGACCAGGUAGCGCCACAGCCAUUCGCGCGGGGACCGCUUGUUAAAUUAACAAGCGCCGUCGCCCAUUGUUGUUGAAUAUUUGUUGUUACGCAAAGUUCCCGUUGAGAUUUUAGCUAAUAAAUAAACAUAUAAAGUUAUUAAAAUGUGAA